Molecule: messenger RNA, 2705 nt
Organism: Anneissia japonica
Lineage: Eukaryota; Metazoa; Echinodermata; Crinoidea; Comatulida; Comatulidae
Product: cytoplasmic tRNA 2-thiolation protein 2-A-like
Exons: 12
Coding region: 82-1572 (496 amino acids)
Biological process (GO): tRNA wobble position uridine thiolation
Cellular component (GO): cytosol
Molecular function (GO): sulfurtransferase activity; tRNA binding
Source: RefSeq, a predicted model, not a curated record
GUCUGUGUGUGUGAAUAUGUACGUUAGUCGGCCACUCGUUGGUGGCGCUGUCCCGAGUGAGAAAACAAUCUGUCAUCAAACAUGUGCGAAGUUUCGUCAUCAGAUGAUUCCCAGUUUAUGACAAAAAAGUCAUCAAUAAGCACAACUGGAAGGAAAUGUAUGAAAUGUGAAGAAAAAGCAGUAUUGUUAAUCAGAAUUAAUGAUGCAUUUUGUAGGAACUGCUUUAUCCAAUACAUGACACACAAGUUUCGAUCAGCCAUCGGUAAAGGUCGGCUCAUUCUUUACGAUGAGAAGGUGCUGUUGGCAUAUUCUGCCGGACACAGUUCUUGUGCAAUGCUUCAUCUUGUACAACAGGGUUUUCUAGAACAUGUUCAUAAGAAGUUACGAUUCAUCCCAUACUUGGCACACAUAGAUGAGGGUGCUGUGACAGAUCAGACUGCUGAUCAAAGAACAGCCAGAAGGCAGGAGAUAGCUUCGAGACUACAGAAUACUGGCAUCCCAUUUGAUAUUGUGUCUCUAGAAAAGGUGAUGAGUCUUAUGGAUGGUGAAUAUUUAACAGAGGAACCAAUAGAUUUGAUCAGCUCUCACAAUGAAAGUAGCUCUGAUACCAAGGAAGCACAAGUUGGAGACACCUGUAGCCAAUCAUCAGAUCCAGCUACCAGUUCUGUGGCAGGAUGUGCUUGUGCUGAUGACUUAUCAAACCAGAUGGCUUCAUUAGGUAUCAAUGGUUUGGCAGGGAAGUUGAGGAAGCUCAUCGAAUCUACAAAAACGUUAACAGCUAAAGAGGACCUGCUUUGGCGAUUGAGGAAUCAGCUAUUGGUGAAAGUAGCAAGGCAGCGGGGUUGUAGCAAGAUUAUGCUAGCUGACUCUGGCACACUUGUAUCAGUUCGAAUCCUAGCAAACAUCUCUCAAGGAAGGGGGGCUGCAUUACCAUUAGAUACAGGAUUUAUUGAUAGGCGUCUUGGUGAUAUAGCUUUUAUCAGACCUUUAAAGGAAUUCACAAAGAAGGAGAUAGUUCUGUACAAUAACUUCCAUAAUGUGCAGUCCAUGUUUGUGCCUUCCUUGACAACAAAAGCUGGCUCUGAAGCGAGCAUCAAUUUACUCACCGAAGAGUUUGUAAACGGACUGCAAGCAGAUUUCCCUUCAACUGUUAGUACAAUAUGCAGGACAGGUGAAAAAUUGGGCACCGAUGGGAGCUUAUCGCAAGAUAUUUGUUUACUAUGUAAGGCUUCCCUAGAUACAUCUGUUCCAGAAGCAUCAGCCCUGAAUGCAACCAACUUUUCCUUGUCACUGUCCAAGACUUGCAGAAGCAAGAUGGCAAGAAGUCAGCCUAGCUCAGGCAAUCAAAAGCAGUGUUGCGGUGAAGGGGAUGGCAGUUGUCAGAGUAACAAAAUUAGCAAAAUUACUAUGGAAGAUGUUGAAAGCCACCUUUGCUAUGGUUGUCGUGUCACGAUACGAGAUGUGACAGAUGUCAAUCUUCUACCAACACACUUGACAGCAGCGGUGGAAAAGACAGCGAGGAGGUCGAAAAUGAAGGAGGAAAUUCAAGAAUUUUUAUUACCAGAUGACUGACAUCUGCAGAUUGCAAAAUAAACUGUUGCUAUGGUUCUGUCUGUUAAUGAUCCAGUCUAAAAUAUCAUAAGAGUUUACUUUCACUUCAGGUUGUGCAAUAAAAGAACACCCUUGUUAAAUCAAGGACAUUUAACUACACAGUUAGAUGUCCAUGGUUAAAUGAAGUUGAAAAAGUAUUUAAAAUAUUUUGUGUGGAACCAGUAAACUUUUCUUCUGCAAGUGCUUAUCGGUAACUUCCCCAUUGAUUUAUAAUCAUUCAUAGAAGCCUUUCCAGUCAACUUCAGGAAGAUUGAAUUGAAGAAAUAAACCAACUACUUUAUGGACAUGGAAGAUUAACUCAGAGGAUAAUAGUUAAGUUUUGAAACAUCAAUUUCUCUCAUACAAGGGAAACACUGUAUAGCCAAUUGAGAACAUUAAGGACUGCCAGAAAAAGUAUAAAGGAAAAAUAACAUCUAUAAAUUAUAAUAUACAAGAAAUAUACAUAUUUAAAAAAGAUACUAAAUAAAAUUGAUCAAAAAAUGAUUAUAUUAUUUUAAAAUAUUCCAUUGAAUAAACUUAAUGGCAAGAGUACUAUGGUGUGUAGCAUCAUCCGAGCUCCGCAGGGAAAGGUUUGGGUGUUCCCUCUUCCCGAAUUAGAAAUUUUUUUUUGAAUAAUAAGCCUCUAGAUGCUCACACAUGCCAUCCUGACCUAAGAAAGUUACCCCUUGUGUUUGGUAAUGCAAAGUCAAAAUGUUCUAAAUGACAUUGGUAAUACAUUACAUUGCGGUAGUUCUUCCAAUUUUUAAAAAUUAAUUCGCUACGAUUUGUGGGGCAAUACAUAGGCCUAGAUGGCAAAAUUAUUAAAGUUACAAACCUAGGCCCAAGCCUAACAGGAAAUAUUAUUUUUGGCUUAUUCUUGCGGGCCUCACAACACGCACCCGUGGGUCGUCAGUUGAGAACCCCAGGUGUAGAUGAAUAAAGCAUAUGGUAUAGUAAUACUGUAUGAUGAUCUUGCAUACAAAGCAAGUAAAGCCAAGACAAGCUUUACUUCUAGUCAUCAGAAUAAGUACUGUAGACAACAUAGUUAUAUAUUUUAUAUACAGUACAGUACUUCAUUUAUUAUUUAAAAUGGAAUGAAUAAAAAUGAACAAGCA